GUUUCUCCAGCCGGUACGCUAAAAGGGCAGCUGCCACCUCCGUACCCUUAUCGUUUUCAACGAACUACCAAAAUCCCAGCACCAUUUUCGUAAUUCCGCACGCUAAAUCCCCCCACCCCGCCCCCACAACUCUUCUUCUUCGUCCACCAUUUUUCAGUUUACUGUCAGUUGAAAUUCUUGAUUUUCAUUUUUAUCUUUUUCCCCUCUCCGGCGGCGACAAAGUUUUGUUUUUCAUUUUUUAUUUUUUACCUAAGCAAAGAAAGCAAUCUCUUUCUUUCUUUCUUUAUAUACUUCAGUCUAUCUCAAUCUUAAUCACCGAAAAGGGGAAAUAAGAAACACAAAGAGGCAAAAAUUUGUCUCUGUUUCAUUACUAUUUUGUCUCUACUUGCUUCUUGUUCUUGACUUUGGGUUGGGCUCCCAUAACAUUUUCGUGUUCUCCGUUAUCAAUCUCCCCGAGGUUAUCUUCUUGUCUGGUAAUGGAGAAUCUUUAAACAAAAAUUCCAUUUCAAGCGGGUUGUUGGUUUAUCGAAUUCAUCGAUCUAAAGGGGAAGGGGUUUGGAUAUAGAGCUUGGGUAAGCUAGGGUUUAGGCGGCGAUCAUGGCAGUUGUGGAUAAUGGUUCUCAAGGAGCGGUUGUCAACGGCGCCGGCGCCGGCGGAGAUCAGAAUCAUCACCAGGAUCAGCCCAAGAACGACGGCAACAACAACAACAAUCUGGUGGUUGACUCGGAUGGUCUAUACAUGAAGGUCCAUUCUUUUCAGUCGCACCUUAGCAGCAACAACCACCAAUUCAGUUCUCAGGUGCCGCAGCCGUUGGAUGAUCAUCAAUCCAUGAAAAAUGGAGAAGUGGAGGCUAAUGAUGAUGAGGAGGAUGAUGAUGGUGGAGAGGAGGCUUUCAACAGUGAAAUGAGGGAGCUGGAGGAGAUGUUCUCCAAAUUGAACCCCAUGGCAGAAGAAUUUGUUCCUCUUUCUCUGGCUAAGAAUGGUGGCCUCUUUCCUAACAAUACCAAUCCGGGGCGAAGGAAGAGGAGCUAUAACCAGGGAAAGAGAAGGAUGAAUGCCAGGACAAGUCUGGCCCAGAGAGAAGAGGUUAUCAGGAGGACUGUUUAUGUAUCUGACAUUGAUCAUCAGAUUACUGAGGAGCAGCUUGCAGCCUUGUUUCUUAGCUGUGGCCAGGUUGUUGACUGCCGUGUAUGUGGAGAUCCCAAGUCCAUCCUUCGCUUUGCUUUUAUAGAGUUCACUGAUGAGGAGGGUGCACACGCCGCUUUGAGUCUUUCAGGGACUGUGCUUGGAUAUUACCCUCUGAGGGUGCUGCCUUCCAAAACUGCAAUUGCUCCGGUUAACCCCACAUUUUUGCCCAGGACUGAGGAUGAAAGGGAGAUGUGUGCAAGAACGGUUUAUUGCACAAAUAUUGACAAGAAGGUAUCUCAAGCAGAUGUCAAGCUCUUUUUUGAAACAAUUUGUGGAGAGGUUUAUCGUCUGAGGCUGCUUGGAGACUAUCACCAUUCGACUCGUAUUGCCUUUGUUGAAUUUGCAAUGGCUGAAAGUGCAAUUGCUGCUCUCAGCUGUAGUGGUGUGGUUUUGGGUUCACUACCUAUCAGGGUAAGCCCGUCAAAGACUCCUGUCCGCCCACGCUCCCCUCGCCCUCAAAUGCACGGGAUCAACAUUGCCAGUGCAGAUUGAUUUACUCUGAAACGCACCUCGUGUAAAGAUGUUUUCUUUGUCCCUCUUACGUCGUCCUAUAUAUGCUGCUUCAUCGUGUCUUCCACUUGUGGUCCUUAGUAGUUUGUGUUUUGUUUAUUCUAACACGUGGGUAGAGCUGGAUGGGAACUUAAAAUUCGAGGCUGUGGAACAGCACGAUGAUGAUGAUUUUGCUUUGUUUCGUUUCCACUCGUACAUUUGAUCCUCCUAUAUCAAUGGUGUUUUUAUUUCAGAUUGUGAUGUUGAUGGUAGAUGAUGAUGAUGAUGCUUCAGACAUUAAUUGUUGUUUUGAGGUUGAUUUUGAUCCCCAUGUCAAUUAAUGUCAGUGGUGAUGUUAGUACCAAA
Messenger RNA from Ipomoea triloba (trilobed morning glory), 2043 nucleotides. Its product is annotated as polyadenylate-binding protein-interacting protein 11-like. The transcript is spliced from 11 exons. The coding region runs from base 598 to 1680 and encodes 360 amino acids. The record is from RefSeq and is a predicted model, not a curated record. Gene Ontology annotation, molecular function: RNA binding. NCBI's taxonomy places the organism in Eukaryota, Viridiplantae, Streptophyta, Magnoliopsida, Solanales, Convolvulaceae.